AUGUUUCUCUCAGCAUUUCGCAAAUUUUUAUCUUGCCAUGUAAUUUAUUCCGAUAAUGGUACAAAUUUUGUUGGUGCGCAUGCACAGCUGGUACAGUUAGCGAAAUUAUUGGAUUCGUCGGAAUUUCAAAAUACAAUUACUAAUGAGCUGGCUGAUUAUCAAGUGGAUUGGAAAUUCAUUCCCCCUGCUUCCCCAAAUUUCGGUGGAAUUUGGGAGGCCAACAUAAAAUCGGUCAAGUCGCAUUUGAUAAAAGUGAUUGGCGAUCAACUAUUGACCUAUGAGGAGAUGAAUACUGCUUUGGUUCAAGUGGAGGCGGUGUUGAACUCUCGGCUGUUGUGCCCUUUGAGCCAGGAUCCGAAUGAACCUCUUGCCUUAACUCCGGCUCAUUUUUUGAAGCUGACACCGUUGACGGCUUUUCCAAUGAAGGAUGUGACCGACAUUCCCGUCAAUCGUCUCACUCGUUACGAACUCAUUGACCAGCUUGUUCAAUCGUUUUGGAAUAGGUGGAGAAAGGAGUAUCUCCAUGAAUUACAAGUACAUGGAAAGUGGUCAAAGUCAUCACCUCCUCUAACUGUUGGAACUGUUGUGAUAGUGGAUCAGCCUCAUCUACCCCCAUUGAAGUGGCCUCUAGGAAUCAUUGAGGAAGUGUUUCCUGGAGCCGAUGGUGUCAUACGUGUGGCAGUAGUACGUUUAGCUACUGGUCGUUUCAAACGUCCUGCCACCAAAUUGUUUCCAUUGCCCACACAAUAA
This is a messenger RNA of Nilaparvata lugens (brown planthopper), 750 nucleotides long. RefSeq lists its product as uncharacterized. Bases 1 to 750 code for a protein of 249 amino acids. Gene Ontology annotation, molecular function: nucleic acid binding. NCBI's taxonomy places the organism in Eukaryota, Metazoa, Arthropoda, Insecta, Hemiptera, Delphacidae. Gene Ontology annotation, biological process: DNA integration. The record is from RefSeq and is a predicted model, not a curated record. The transcript has a single exon.